AAGGAAGGAGCCUCCCCUCUCGGAGCAGAUUCGGCAGUGCCCCACCCGCGCCCCUGCUUCCUGAUUGGCUGGUGGUCCCCGCCAAUUAAAAGUCUUCUCCAGUGCCCCCGCCCUAUUAACCCAGUCGUCACUCUCUAGUGACUGGCUUGGCUGGGAUGCGGGCUCUCAACUCGGGACCUGUGAAGUCAACUGGCACUUGUUGAAAUUCAGAUUCCUGGGCCCGACUUUUUCCGAAGAGCCUGAUUUAGUAGACAAGCGCUUCUGGAAGCGGCAGAGCUCCCACCCCGCGCAGGGCCAUGGCCGAGCCCGGAGAGCAACUGCCAGAGGAGGUGCUGGUGCUCAUCUUUCGCUACCUGCCCCUGCGGGACCGUGUUGCUGCCGCCAGGGUCUGCAGAGCCUGGGCUGUUGCUGCCGCGUGCAGCGUCGUGUGGCGCGACACGACCAUCAGAAGUUGCGACUGUGAGCGAGAAGGCACGCUGCUACCAUAUCUGACUGCCAGCCUGGACCACGUUCACAACCUACGGCUGGAAUUUGAGCCGUCGAGGGAGCCGAGCCGCCGGGCGGCCACUGAGUUGCUGACCGCACUGGCGGGCCGCACCCCGGGGCUUCGAAGCCUGCGCCUGGAGUGCCGCGGAGAAAAGCCGCUCUUCGACGCAGGCCGCGACAUCCUGGACGCCGUGCACGCCGUCUGCCGGGCCGCCUGCGCGCUGCGCCACCUCGACCUUCGGCGCUUGCCUUUUACACUGGACGACGCGCUGGUGCUGCAGGCGGCACGCGGCUGCCCCGAGCUCCGCAGCCUUUUCCUGGACAACUGUACGCUGGUGGGCAGCGUGAGGCCCGACUCCGUGCUCCAGCUACUAGAAGCCUGCCCGCGCCUGCGCGCCCUCGGCCUGCACCUAGCCAGCCUGUCGGGCACUGCCCUCCAGGUGCUGGCGGCGCCGGACCGCGCGCCUUUCGCCCUCCUGGCCCUACGGUGCGCGUGCCCCGAGGACGCACGCGCGCCACCCCUGCCCGAGGAAGCCUGGGCCGCGGUGCGCCGCCGCCACCCAGGACUGGCCGUGGAGCUGGAGCUGGAGCCAGCGCUGCCUGCAGAGAGCGUGACGCGCGUCCUGCAGCCUGCCGUGCCGGUGGCUGCGCUACGCCUCAGCCUCUCUGGGGACACGGUAGGCCCGGUGUGCUUUGCAGCGCGCCACUACGCCGCAACCCUGCGCGCGCUCGAGGUGCGCGCCGCUGCCUCAGCUGAGCUGGACGCCGCGCUAGAGUUGCUGGCGGCGCGCUGCGCGGGCCUGCGUGAAGUACACUGCUUCUGCGUGGUACGACCCUCUGUGCUGCACGCCUUCCGCACGCAGUGUCCGCGCCUGCGCAGCUACACGCUCAAACUAACGCGGGAGCCGCAUCCCUGGCUGCCCACGCCUCUGGCGUGA
Messenger RNA from Mirounga angustirostris (Northern elephant seal), 1424 nucleotides. It is a transcript of the gene FBXL8, whose product is annotated as F-box and leucine rich repeat protein 8. NCBI's taxonomy places the organism in Eukaryota, Metazoa, Chordata, Mammalia, Carnivora, Phocidae. Gene Ontology annotation, molecular function: protein binding. The transcript has 3 exons. Gene Ontology annotation, cellular component: SCF ubiquitin ligase complex. The coding region runs from base 297 to 1424 and encodes 375 amino acids. The record is from RefSeq and is a predicted model, not a curated record. Gene Ontology annotation, biological process: SCF-dependent proteasomal ubiquitin-dependent protein catabolic process.